AUGGACUUCUAUAUCAAUGUACCUCCUCCCGUGCAUUUUCUUGAUGUUACUGAAGCGUUCAAAUCACUUAGCAAUGUGGAAAAGGAUUAUGUUUUCAGCUGCACACAAGCGUCUUGGAUUGGAGGUCUCAUAGGAUUAAUUCAAACAUCUCCUGAGUCUGCUGGAAUAUUUUUGUUUGUCAGUCGCUUUUUCCAUUUGGAGAACAUACAUUCGUUUGUUGAAAAAGCGACAAAAAAUAAUUUUUCCGAUGAGGAAAUAACCCACAUUUUAUCUUAUUUCGCCUCAGUGCUGGGUAAUUUCGGGAAUUACCUGUCUUUUGGGGACACCAAGUUCAUCCCAGCUAUCAAUGUCGACAGGGUAACAGAAUUUUUAUCGUUGAGCAGUGAAUUUUCUAAUUCAGAAACUGGUCUUAAAGCUUUAUGGAAAGAAAUAGCUCCAGCCAUCUAUUCGUUAAGUCCUCGCCGUUUACGCCUUGGUUUUAGUCCCACUGAAAUAACGUCUUAUUACUCUGAAGACUGUAUUCGAAGUGAUGCUGAACUAGUUCAAAAAUAUCUGGAAAACGUUAAAAUUGAAGCGUAUAAUACCCGACUUUUUAAGAGUAGUAACUCCAACUCCAAAGUUUAUUCGAUUCGGUUUGCGUCGGCUGAGAAGAAAGUUCAACCUGUGCAUUUUGAUGCCCUUCCUUCGGGAACUUCUUUGCAGCUCGAGUAUGGUGACUACUGCGAACUUAUGGAGUUACUGGUUGACUGCUCUUUAGAUGCCAAAGCACACUCUCUUAACAAAAUCGAAUCAGAAAUGUGGGAUCAUUAUGCUCAGAGCUUUUAUACUGGGUCCUUAGACUCUCACAAAGAUGCUUCUAGACUAUGGGUCAAGGACAAAUGCCCUGUGGUUGAAAAUUACAUUGGCUUUAUUGAAACUUAUCGUGAUCCUUUAGGUGUACGUGCAGAGUUCGAGUCAUUUGUCGCAGUUGUGAAUCGAUCAAUGUCAUCUAAAUUUCAGCGGCUAGUAGAUAAUGCUGUUGACUUGUUAUCUAAUUUGCCAUGGCCUUCUACUUACGAAAAAGACAGGUUCUUACAACCAGACUUUACAAGUUUGGACGUAGUAACGUUUGCAACCUCAGGAAUCCCUGUUGGAAUUAACAUUCCUAACUAUGAUGAUGUGCGCCAAGUUGAUGGAUUUAAAAAUGUAUCCUUGGGGAAUGUACUCAGUGCUCGCUUCAAGGACCCCAAAUCAGAAUUUCUCCGAGAGGAAGACAAGAAGUUGUAUGUGGAUCAUGCGGAGAGUUCUUUCGAACUUCAAGUUGGACUUCAUGAAUUGUUAGGCCAUGGUUCUGGGAAGCUCUUUCAACGUAGUGACGAUGGAAUACUGAAUUUUGACACGAAUUCUACGAAAGAUAUCAUAAGUGGAGGUCCCAUACGUAGUUGGUAUGAACCAGGCGAAACAUACGACAGCAAAUUUUCGAGUUUGUCUUCGGCAAUUGAAGAAUGUCGAGCUGAAUGUGUUGGAAUUUAUCUAUGCAAUUUACCACUUGUCUUGGAACAGUUUGAUCUUAAUACUAAUUGCUCUACAGACAGUGUCCCAGAUGUUGUCUACGUUAAUUGGUUGUCCAUGGUUCGUUCAGGUGUAACUUCUAUGGAAUUCUAUUCACCUGCAGAAAACGCUGGCGAUAUUGGUUCGUGGCGUCAGGCGCAUUGCUGUGCUCGUUAUGUGAUUUUGCGGGUUUUAAUUGAAGCUGACAAUUCGCUAGUACGUGUAGACGAAAUAGUUGGUGAUGAUGGUGCACCUGAUUUAACUAUUUUCUUAGAUCGCCAAAAGCUUUUGACAGUGGGUCGUCCGGCAAUUGGCGAAUUUUUACGAAAAAUUCAGUAUUAUAAAAGUACAGCCAAUGCUAAAGAUGGUUGCGCCUUCUUCCAGCAUUAUUGUCAAUUGCUACCAGAACAUAUUAAAUUGCGCCAAAUUGUGAUUAAUCGCAAAAAACCUCGACCUAUUUUCGUUCAACCUGGACUCCGUAAAACCCCUCACGGUGUUGAACUAAUAUCAUAUCCUACAACUUAUGCCGGUGUAAUACAAUCAUUCGUGGAUCGUUAUGGUGAUUUGCCUCUUGGGCAGAAAGCUCUUGAUGCGCUAGAAACAAUUUGGCGCCGUGAACUUCCGUAUUUCAAAAACAUACCACUUUAA
Messenger RNA from Schistosoma bovis, 2178 nucleotides. NCBI's taxonomy places the organism in Eukaryota, Metazoa, Platyhelminthes, Trematoda, Strigeidida, Schistosomatidae. The record is from the annotation of a GenBank genome assembly.